Messenger RNA from Acanthosepion pharaonis, 1911 nucleotides. The record is from the annotation of a GenBank genome assembly. NCBI's taxonomy places the organism in Eukaryota, Metazoa, Mollusca, Cephalopoda, Sepiida, Sepiidae.
AUGUCACUCAUUCCUUUUUCCGCUAUCCUCUCUCCUCCUACAUUUUUGUUCUCAAAAAUGUUUGCUUCUUCUCUUACGAUUUGCAUAUCUAUCUCACCUACUUUCAAUUUUUUCUCUUCCACCUGCUUUUUUUCUACCCCUCACACAUUCUUUUACUUCCUCUUUUCCAGUUACCAUAUCUUUCCUUCCUCAUUUCAUUCUUACUCCUAUUUUUUCUUCUUUUCAAAUAUUCUUUUGCCUCAUCUCUUUCGAUUACCAUGUCUUUCCUUCCUUCUUCCACUUUUCAAGCUUCCUCCUUAUUUUUCUUUCUCUCACACAUUCUUUUGUUCCCUCUCUUCUGAUUACCAUGUUUUCCCCUCUACCUUUCACUCUUCCCUCUUCCUCCUAUUUUUCUCCCUUUCAGACAUUUUUAUGCUCCCGAUUAACAUGUUUCCUUUCUCCUUUCACUCUUCUCUCUUCCUCCUAUUUUCUCUUUCUCUCACACAUUCUUUUAUUCCCUCUCUUCUGAUUACCAUUUUUCCCCUCUACCUUUUACACUUAUCUCUCCCUCCUAUUUUUUCUUCCUUAAUUUUAUUGAUCGUACGGGGAGGGUAUGGCAUUCGGAAGCAAAAGAAAGUGUUAUUCUUUUGCUUCCGAAUGCCAUACCUUCCCCAAGAUCAACAUACCCACAUUUGCGACAUCAUAGACAAUCAACAUAUCCACACUUGUGAUAUCAUAGAAGAUCAACAUACCCACAUUUGCGACAUCAUAGACAAUCAACAUAUCCACACUUGUGAUAUCAUAGAAGAUCAACAUAUCCACACUUGUGACAUCAUAGAAGAUCAACAUAUCCACACUUGUGAUAUCAUAGAAGAUCAACAUACCCACAUUUGCGACAUCAUAGACAAUCAACAUAUCCACACUUGUGAUAUCAUAGAAGAUCAACAUAUCCACACUUGUGACAUCAUAGAAGAUCAACAUAUCCACACUUGUGACAUCAUAGAAAAUCAACAUAUCCAUAUUUGCGACAUCAUAGAAGAUCAACAUAUCCACACUUGUGACAUCACAGAAGAUAAAUAUAUCCCCAUUUGCGACAUCAUAGACAAUCAACAUAUCCACACUUGUGACAUCAUAGAAGAUCAACAUAUCCCCAUUUGCGACAUCAUAGACAAUCAACAUAUCCACACUUGUGAUAUCAUAGAAGAUCAACAUAUCCCCAUUUGCGACAUCAUAGACAAUCAACAUAUCCACACUUGUGAUAUCAUAGAAGAUCAACAUAUCCACACUUGUGAUAUCAUAGAAGAUCAACAUAUCCACACUUGUGAUAUCAUAGAAGAUCAACAUACCCACAUUUGCGACAUCAUAGACAAUCAACAUAUCCACACUUGUGACAUCACAGAAGAUAAAAAUAUCCACACUUGUGACAUCAUAGAAGAUCAACAUAUCCACACUUACCCUAUUGUCUUUAAUAGCUUCGUUCGUUCAUUUUCCCUUUUUUUCUUUGAUUUGGUUUCAAGUUUUCAUUACUUUUUACUUCAAUUAUUUAUUUAUUUUUUCCUUCAAUUUUCCGUCUUUCUUUCUUUCUUUCUUUCUUUUAAUGUUUGUUUUUUAAUUUCUUUUUUCUUUUAUGGCUCUUUUGACUUUUCCCCUUCAAUAAACUUCCCUUUUUUCUUCUUCGGUGCACAUUCUUUCUUUCUUUUUCCUUUCUUUCUUUCUUUCUUUCUUUCUUUCUUUCUUUCUUUCUUUCUUUUUCGUUUAAUCGCUUCUUUAUACACAUUUUCUUUCUUUCUUUCUUUCUUUCUUUCUUUCUUUCUUUUAAUGACGUCAUUCUUUCUCUUAAUUGCUUCUUCUUUAUCCUUUUUCCCUGAUUCUUUCUUUCUUUCUUUCUUUCUUUCUUUCUUUCUUUCUUUCUUUCUUUCUUUCUUUUAUUGA